GGGGAGGGGAGUUUUGCAUUACGCGUAGGAGUGGCAAGUCUAGUCCGUUCCUUGGCGCACAAUGAACUGUAGGCUACAGCUGGCUGUUACGUCUAGUCUAUGAGACCAGGCGGGGCUACAGGAGGAACAAAACAAGUGGCAGUUUACUGUAGUGGUCUUACCUACUGUUUUAAAACCGCCACCUGAUCUGCUAUGGCAGCGAUCAUGGGACUCUCAAAUCCAGUUCGGAAAGAAGGAAUAAGAUGUGUUGAUAUGUGGACACGCACUGGCGACGCGCUCGGUGGUCGUGUUUGAUGUAACCUACCUUUAACAGGUACUGGUCAGAGCUCGUGCAGACGUGUCGAACCAAGCACUGUUGUAGAACCGAGCUAGAAAGCGUACUGUUUGGGGCCAGAAACAGCGACUGUGGCCCAUCGCUUCGAGGCCAUGAAUUGCUUCAAAGGGCGUUUUGGACAGGAUGUGGAGAAACAGGACCAAAAGCUGUCAAAACCAAGAUGGGAUAAUACCAAAAACAAGGUGCCCACCGACCGGACCAUGGUGGUGGGUGGCAGGCAAGGUGGGGGCUGUAAAGGUUCCAACCGUUCAGGAGUUACCCUGAGAAAACAGCGCCAGCGCUACGUGGAGAAGGACGGCAAGUGCAACGUGCAUCACGGCAACGUGCGCGAGAAAUACCGCUACAUGACAGACAUCUUCACUACCCUGGUGGACCUGAAGUGGCGCUUUAACCUGCUGGUGUUCACCCUGGUCUACACAACCACCUGGGUGUUCUUCGGUCUCAUCUGGUGGCUCAUCGCCUACAUCCGCGGAGACCUGGACCACACCGACGAUGGAGACUGGAUCCCCUGCGUCAACAACCUCAACGGCUUCGUCUCCGCCUUUCUCUUCUCCAUCGAAACGGAGACCACCAUCGGCUACGGCUACCGGGUCAUCACUGAUAAAUGCCCAGAGGGGAUUCUCCUGCUUUUAGUCCAGGCCAUCCUGGGCUCCAUCGUCAAUGCCUUCAUGGUGGGAUGCAUGUUCGUCAAGAUCUCCCAGCCCAAGCAGCGAGCCGAGACGCUCAUGUUCUCCCACAAGGCAGUGAUCUCUGUGAGGGACAGCAAGCUGUGUCUGAUGUUCAGGGUAGGAGACCUGAGGAACUCACACAUUGUGGAGGCCUCCAUCCGGGCCAAGCUGAUCCACUCCAAGCAGACCAAGGAAGGGGAGUUUAUCCCUCUCAAUCAGACGGAUAUCAAUGUGGGCUUCGAUACGGGGGACGACAGGCUCUUCCUGGUGUCGCCGCUCAUCAUCUGUCACGAGUUCAACGAGGGCAGUCCCUUCUGGGAAAUCUCACAGGAACAGCUGGAGAGAGAGGAGUUUGAGGUAGUGGUCAUCCUGGAGGGCAUGGUGGAAGCCACAGGAAUGACAUGCCAGGCGCGCAGCUCCUACCUAGACUCAGAGGUCAUGUGGGGGGAGCGCUUCACCCCUGUGCUCUCCCUAGAGGAGGGCUUCUACGAGGUGGACUAUGAAUCCUUCCACCACACCUACCCUACCCCGACCCCCACCUCCUCUGCCCGAGAGCUAGUCGAGCUGGCCAAGAAGGGAGAGGCUAUCCCCCUACCUCCCCAGUCCCCACCUCCAGUCCUGGAGCCGCCCCCACCACAUCCAGAGAAGGAGGAAGACAGUGGGGAGGAAGAGGUGGAGGCGAUAGGGCAUGGAGAGGGGGAUAAUGUUAGCAGUGGGGAUGCUAACAGGAUGGAUGAUGGGCAUGAAUGAGUGUGCAUUGGUGAAAACACAGACCGUGUCAUCGGAUGAUGCUGCUCACUGGUUUAAAACAAGCUCAUACAUGGAACAGAGGCUACAAGAGGCAAGAUUUCAAAACCUCAACAUCAUGAAGUACUUGUGCAAGAAGUACUUGUGCAAGUGACUCAAUGUCUCAAAUGGCUUUGAUAUCAAACUUCAUCAACUGAUGAAGUGUCGAACAUAAACUAUGAUAUCCUAUAGUUUUUGACUGCUUAAUAGCAGGACCAAAAGUAAGUCUUCACUCUGACUCAUAAUUUCUUUAAUACAGCAUUUAGUGCCAAUAUUCUGAUCUAAAACAACUUGGAUAACUGGGUGAAUAUGAUUUUAAAAGUUUCAAGUAAUGGUAUGUAAAUGAUUGACUACUUUGUACUAGACUAGAGCAAUGUGUGUAAGAAUGAAAGUGAAAGAGGAUGAAUUAAAGGAGGCCUGGCCAAAUGCCCAUCCAUUUCAAGUAUUUUGAUACACACAUUUUUCUUACAUGUGUACAUUUUCAUGAAUGAAUAUUUACCUUGUAUUCAAAUCUUAAAUCACUAAGUAUGAAAGGCCUUUGCCUUUGAAUGAAUUGUUAAAAGUUAUGGUUUGGAUUUCUUGCACCAUUUUGUUGGCUUCACAAAUGGUUCUGUUCAAGGCAUUUUGGAAAUGUUUGCUAUUAGUGGGCAUUGCCAACAACCUAAUAAAUAAUUGAGCGCUUAUCAUGGAAAUUGAAAUGA
This is a messenger RNA of Oncorhynchus kisutch (coho salmon), 2489 nucleotides long. Its product is annotated as G protein-activated inward rectifier potassium channel 4. Gene Ontology annotation, biological process: potassium ion import across plasma membrane; regulation of monoatomic ion transmembrane transport. Gene Ontology annotation, cellular component: plasma membrane. The coding region runs from base 427 to 1752 and encodes 441 amino acids. Lineage: Eukaryota; Metazoa; Chordata; Actinopteri; Salmoniformes; Salmonidae. The record is from RefSeq and is a predicted model, not a curated record. Gene Ontology annotation, molecular function: inward rectifier potassium channel activity. The transcript is spliced from 5 exons.